GAGAUCAUCAUCAAGAUAACAAAUAUGUCAAGUGUCAGUAACACGUUGAUAGGAUUCUUGAACCUAUUGACACUCUUGGCUUCGAUUCCGAUCAUCGGCGGUGGCUUAUGGAUGGCCAAAAGCACCGCCACCUGCGAAAGCUUCCUCCAACGCCCGCUUAUGGUGUUGGGAUUUGUGAUACUGCUUAUAUCGUUAGCGGGUUUUAUAGGGGCGUGUUUUCAUGUCGUAUGGGCGUUGUGGGUGUAUUUGGUGGUGAUGUUGUUCUUGAUUGCCGCUUUGUUGGCUGUGACGGUUUUUGGGUUCGUGGUGGCGGGUCCUGGCGGCGGCGUCGAGGUUCCUGGAAGGACUUAUAGGGAGUACCACUUGCAAAAUUAUUCACCGUGGUUGAGAAAAAGGAUUGAGAAUCCUAAUUAUUGGAUGACCGUAAGGAGUUGCAUUUUGGGGUCCAAGGCUUGUGCUAAGAUCGUUACGUGGACUCCUGUUGAUUAUUGGACUCGAGACAUGUCUCCGGUUCAGUCAGGUUGUUGCAAACCACCAAGUGCGUGUAACUAUGAAGCGCCGAUGAUGACACAAGAUGCAGACUGCUACAAAUGGAACAACGACCCUAAUAUGUUGUGCUAUGAGUGCGACUCAUGUAAAGCCGGGGUGCUAGAGGACGUGAGACGGGAUUGGCAUAAACUCUCGAUUCUCAACAUCGUCAUGGUCAUGCUUCUCAUUGGAAUUUAUUUUGUCGGUUGUUGUGCUUUCCAAAAUGCAAAAAAGGCCGAUAGCUAUUACCCGCAUGGCCAAUCCGUAAUGUAUAAAACUCGACCUAAAUGGAAUUUCUAUUGAUAGGUCGUCAUCAUGAGCAAUGAAACUAGGAAUAUUUUCGAUACC
Cynara cardunculus var. scolymus (artichoke) is the source of this 876-nucleotide messenger RNA. RefSeq names its product tetraspanin-6-like. The record is from RefSeq and is a predicted model, not a curated record. Lineage: Eukaryota; Viridiplantae; Streptophyta; Magnoliopsida; Asterales; Asteraceae. Gene Ontology annotation, cellular component: plasmodesma; plasma membrane. The transcript is spliced from 2 exons. The coding region runs from base 25 to 831 and encodes 268 amino acids. Gene Ontology annotation, biological process: auxin-activated signaling pathway.